Molecule: messenger RNA, 2109 nt
Organism: Chenopodium quinoa (quinoa)
Lineage: Eukaryota; Viridiplantae; Streptophyta; Magnoliopsida; Caryophyllales; Amaranthaceae
Product: proline--tRNA ligase, cytoplasmic-like
Exons: 13
Coding region: 62-1771 (569 amino acids)
Biological process (GO): prolyl-tRNA aminoacylation
Cellular component (GO): aminoacyl-tRNA synthetase multienzyme complex; cytoplasm
Molecular function (GO): ATP binding; proline-tRNA ligase activity
Source: RefSeq, a predicted model, not a curated record
UGGCGGGCUAUCUAGUAAACCCAAAUACUCUAAACAAAUACCAUCAAGUCAACAACUUUUAAUGUCUGCUGCCGGUUUCGCUUGCACCUUUAUUAGCGCAGCAUCAUCAUCGCUCACCCGCCCUUGUUUUCUCACUUCCUCUCGCAUUCUUUCCUUCUUCUCUUUCUCUCUCCUCUCGCCGCCAUUACCGCCGCACAGGUGCUUUAAUCGUAGUAGAAGAUUGUUUGCUAUGGCUGGUGAUUCCAAGGCUAAAACUGCUGAUCCUAAGGCCAAAAAUGCUGGGAAGAAGAAGAAGGAGGUGAAAAAGGAGACUGGAUUAGGGUUAACUAAUAAAAAGGAUGAGAAUUUUGGGGAGUGGUAUUCUGAGGUUGUUGUGAAUUCUGAGAUGAUUGAGUAUUAUGAUAUUUCCGGGUGUUACAUUCUGAGGCCGUGGACUAUGGCGAUUUGGGAGGCUAUGCAAGAAUUUUUUGAUGCGGAAAUCAAGAAGAUGAAGAUAAAGAAUUGCUACUUCCCACUAUUUGUCUCACCUGGUGUUUUGGAGAAGGAAAAAGAUCACAUUGAAGGUUUUGCCCCUGAGGUUGCAUGGGUAACAAAGUCUGGGCAAUCUGACUUGGAGGUGCCUAUUGCUAUUCGUCCAACCAGUGAGACUGUUAUGUACCCUUACUAUUCAAAGUGGAUCAGGGGACACCGUGACUUACCUCUAAGACUGAAUCAGUGGUGUAAUGUUGUCCGUUGGGAAUUCAGCAAUCCAACUCCUUUUAUCAGGAGUCGUGAAUUUCUCUGGCAAGAAGGCCAUACAGCAUUUGCUACACAGGAAGAGGCAGAUGCUGAGGUUCUUGAUAUAUUGGAACUCUACCGGCGAAUAUAUGAAGAGUUUUUGGCUGUUCCAGUGGUCAAGGGCAAGAAAAGUGAAAUGGAGAAGUUUGCAGGUGGAUAUUACACAACAAGUGUUGAGGCAUUUAUACCAAACACUGGACGUGGUGUUCAAGGUGCAACUUCACAUUGUCUUGGUCAAAAUUUUGCAAAGAUGUUUGAAAUUACUUAUGAAAAUGAGAAAGGAGAGAAGGCAAUGGUCUGGCAGAACUCAUGGGCAUACAGUACCAGAACGAUAGGGGUAAUGGUCAUGACACAUGGUGAUGACAAAGGCUUAGUUUUGCCACCUAAAGUAGCAGCUGUCCAAGUCAUUGUGGUACCUGUACCUUUCAAAGACGCCGAUACACAAGGAAUUUUCGAUGCUUGUGCUUCUACUGUCAAAAUUCUGAGUGAAGCAGGCAUUCGGGCUGAGUGUGAUCUUAGGGAUAACUAUUCUCCAGGCUGGAAGUAUUCACACUGGGAAAUGAAAGGUGUUCCUUUGAGGCUUGAGAUUGGACCAAAGGAUUUGGCCAAUAGUCAGACUCGUGCUGUUCGACGUGACGAUUCGGCCAAGAAGGAUAUACCAAUGGCAGAUUUGGUUGAUCAGGUGAAAGAAUUGCUGGAUGCAAUUCAACAAAACUUGUUUGACGUUGCAAAGGAAAAGAGAGAUGCAUGUGUUAAAGAAGUUAGGACAUGGGAUGAGUUUGUUGAAGCGUUGGCGCAGAAGAAACUGAUUUUAGCUCCUUGGUGUGAUGAAGAGGAAGUUGAGAAGGAUGUCAAAGCUCGAACAAAAGGAGAGAUAGGAGCUGCUAAGACUUUAUGCUCACCAUUUGAUCAGCCAGCGCUGGAAGAAGGCACCCUUUGCUUUGCUUCUGGAAAGCCGGCCAAGAAAUGGACAUAUUGGGGCAGAAGCUACUAGUACUACUAUCUUUGUUAUUCUCCUGUUUUUUGGCACAUCACUCAUACUAUUGUCUAUUUCUCUAAAUACUCUAUAUAUUUUUGACACAGGUGUCCCAUGAUUUCUUAGUCUAGUUGUUCCACACUUCAACAUUUCAAAUCUCACAAUGAAACAAAUGCAAUUUAAGUUUCUUUAACCAAGCAUGUCAAACUCUAGGCUUAGUAGCUUAGACUAGAGUUGAUCUUACUGAGAGAGAGCAUGUUAAUGUUUUCGGAGGAAGUAGCAAACUUACGAUUGUGAUUACCAUGGAGGUAGCUUUUCCCUCCUUGUAAUUAAGGCAAUGGUAGCUUGUUUUAUCA